AUGUCGUGUCACGUCUCUCAUGCAACCGACUGCCGUCGUCCUACUCUGGCGGUGGGACAUGAUGAACAUAAUGUGGCAGUGAUUUGCCAUAUCAUUGUUGCAAUUAACACCGCACACAACACUCUUCUUUAUCAUGUUACCUCCUUAAAUUCUUGGAUCAUCGAGGCGGAGACAAUCCGUGCUGCGGCAGAGGCUAAGGCCAAGGAAGCCUACGACAAGUUGAAGGUUAACCAGACUCUGGACGCCAAUGUUAAGAAAAUUGUGGCAGCCAAGGAAGAAAUUGAAAAAGUUCAUGGAAAUCUGGGAAAGGUUCACGGCAAUUUGGGAGCGUGGAAGACUCAGGCCAGGAGUGUGCUUCAAGGGGCGAUUGACAAGGCGACGGAAGUUCAUGAUGCUUUGGAUAUAGAUGGUAAAGGAGACAAGUUAAAGACACAGAUUGAAGGAAUUGAUAGUGCUAGACAACAAAUUGUGUCUGCGAAUUCGCAACUUGGCAACCAUGUCUCCAGUUUAGGUAAGUGGAGGGAUGCCGCCAAGGAUGUUAUUAAGAAGGCGGAUGAGAAGUGUAAAGAAAUUUUGGAGAAAGUUAGCACUAAGUCCCCAGAAAGUGUUAUUUACCAGCAAUCUGGAGAAUUACAAAAGAAAGGUACGACACUUCUGAGGGCGGCACAGGAGGCUAAGAAAGCUGUUGCGAAGCAAGUCGGUGAGGCCUUGAAGGCUGUUGUGGCCAUGGACACAGAUCUCAAGAGGGAUUUGAAGAGUGUUAAAAACAAAUUGAAGAAAGGUAUUGAAGACGUGAUUAGGAUUUUGCAGGUUAAUGAGUUGGGUAAUAAAGUGAAGGAUGAUUUGGGGACGUUGAGGCAGAAGAUUGAGGGGCUUAAAAAUAAUAUGGAUGAUGAUUCCAAACCUAAUGAGCUUGUUAAACAGGCGUUGGAAAACCUUGCAGAAGAGAAGCAAACUCUUGAAAAAGUUACCCAUAAGGACACCGGCUCAAUUAAGAGGGAGAUGGAUAAGCUUUACAACAAUUUUAAGACUGCGAUCCAAAAUCCGCUUGACACAAAAGUCAGUGAAGUUGACUCGGCGAUUGUGGCGCUUGGCGGGAAGUUUGGUAUACAACCGGAGGGUGAUAAAAAGAAACUUCAUAAGAUUUUUGAUAAAAUUAAAGAGGAAGUUGGGAAGAUUAAGGGGACGCCAAACCCCAAAGCAGGUCUGGAGGGGAUUGUCAGUGGACUGCAGAAUUAUGCUAAGGUUAUUGGCAACAAUGUGGGUAAGACGAAUGGCGGAACAGUGAGUCACUGGGUCAUGAGGAUUCUGAACGGAAAUGUGUUGGUUGGUGGAUGGAUUGAUGAGUAUGUUAGUCAUAACAAUGGCAACUUUCAAGAUAGUACAGUGACUGCCGAAAAUCAAAAGGCUGCAAAAGUGAAAACCGUUAUACAGAAUAAGAUUCAAGAACGUAUUAGAAGCGUUAAACCGAAACCAACGGGUACGAAAGAUGUUGGUGAAACUUUGAAGGAGAUUCAGGCGUUUCAUAAUGCCGUCUCUCAAACGAUUAAGGCAGAGCUCGCCCCGGAUAAGGCCGACGAGAUUGCAGGGAAGGUUAAGAGUGAUGUGUAUUAUGCGGGGGGAGGCAACAAAAUUGAACAUCUCCAAGGCGCAAUCAAGUCCACCCUCGCACAGCUGCCUGUGCUGGUCAAAAAUUCGGGAGACGAAAUAAACACAUUCGCCGACAGCAACGCCGCACUUGCCAAGUUGGACGGCAUUCUUCAACAAGCCACCACGCUUCACGGCCAGCUUAAAGCGGCGACUAACCCUGACCCUCCCACCGCCACAGAAAGCCCCGCCGAAGCCGUGGACAGUAAGUUGAACGCAGUGAGGGAAUUCGUGGAUGGGAAAAAUAGUGAUAAAGAUCUCGCCAAAAUAUUUAAUGAGAAAGUCACGGAUGAACUUACCAAAGCAGUUAAAGAACUUCCCGGCGCCGUUUCCACUUUCAACCAACAAGCUCAAACACAGAUCAGGGCUGCGGCCAAGAAGGCGAUUACAGCGGCGGCUGAGGAAAUCAAGACAGACAGUAGUGGCAUUAACCUGAAGGACACGAUGUCCAAUUUUCACAAUGUCUACAAAGAUAUCCAUCAGCUCGAGGAAAAACUUAACGGUCAAGUUGAUGAACACAUUGGGAAGGAUGAUAAUCAGGCAGGUGGUACAGGUGUUACAGCAGAUAAAGUCACCAUUACUAAAGACAAUUUUGGAAAAUAUUAUGAGCACGUUAAACAAGACUCAGAUGGCCUUAUGAAGGGUUAUCUAAAAGGCGAGUCAGAUGAAGGCAAGCUUCCAGAGGUGAUCGGGAAGAUCAAGGCUGAGGUGUACAAUGCUUUGCAAAUGAUCGAGCCAGGUUUCAGUUCCAGUCCUCGUGUCAAUAAAAUAGAUAAAGAUACCUUCGAAAAGCCAGCAAAAGCAAUUGAAAAAGAACUGCGAGCAAUCAAGGAAUUGGUAGAUGAUGUCGACGGGGAAGUUGUUAGGUAG
Babesia ovata is the source of this 2517-nucleotide messenger RNA. Its product is annotated as Extracellular matrix-binding ebh, putative. The coding region runs from base 1 to 2517 and encodes 838 amino acids. The transcript is spliced from 2 exons. NCBI's taxonomy places the organism in Eukaryota, Apicomplexa, Aconoidasida, Piroplasmida, Babesiidae. The record is from RefSeq and is a predicted model, not a curated record.